AUGAAUGGGCAAGCCAUAGCCUGGACGAUUAUCGGAGCCGCAACGAUUCUGGGUGCAGGAGCCAUGUGGGUGACUUUCUCCCGCCAUCAGGUCAGUGGUCUUAUGCGCACGUCGAUCGUGGCGCUUCUAGUUGCGUUUUUUUUAGUGCCCGCGCCGGUGCCGAACUAUGAAUCGGAGUUAGCUCCUGCCUUUAUCGUAUUGAUAUUUGAGACAUUUUUUCAAACCGAAGGGCACCCUCAAGGCAGUAUACGUAAUCUGCUGGUCGGUUUACUGAUAGCGCUGAGCCUUUCUUUUUUAGCGCAUUAUCUGUUCCGGCGAUUUGCGCCUGGCGAUGCAGACCCGCAGCCUGAUGGGUCCGUGCGACAUCUGAACGUCUUCACAUUUUAUAUCAGCCUGUGGUUGCUGGCUUUUGGCACAGUUGCCCAUGCGGCACCCGUUGACCUGCGCUUGGUGGUUGAUGUCAGUCAGGCAACCCAUGACGCAGACCGCUCCAAUGCCCGGCGCACAGCGCUGGAGUAUUUUAUCCGUAACCUUCCAGACGACGCUUACGCCGGUGUCUGGAGUUACGCGCGGUAUGUUCGGCAAGUGGCCAAACUCGAGAUCAGUGAUGGAUUGUGGAAGCAGGUGGCCAGUAUCCAUGCCGCGAGCCUGCAACCUGAAGGUGGUCGGGCAAGGCUUGAAGAGGCGCUGCUUGCAGCUACAAAAUUACCCAUUCGACAUGACAACAGUCAGCCUGCACACAUGAUCCUUAUGGCCAGCGGUUUGCUUAACAGCGGUUCGGGAGAAGCAGCCGAUACCCAAGCCCGCCAGCGUCUCUUGACGCAGUGGUUGCCUCAACAGCAGGCGCAACAUCGGAAAAUACAUACCAUAGCCAUCGGGCCGCCUGAACUCAGUGACCAUCUGCUGCUGCGGCAGCUUUCUGAAUCUACCGGUGGGCUGCACGUCGUGGCUGGGAGCGCCUCCACGCUGCGUGAUGCACUGGUUGAUGUCUUGUCCCAUGUCGAGCCACAACCGCUGGUACAGGCCGAUGAAGGCGGACGAUUUCAGGUGGCGCCGGGCGCUACGAGGCUCACGGUAACCUGGUUUGGUGAACCGGAAUUGUCAGCGGAUCCGAGCAUACAGCUACCAGAUGGUCAGACUUAUAGCCGAAAGACUGCGUUCAAUGGUGGUCGCUGGUUGAUCGAUCAGGGCUUCGAAAUGCUGACAAUCGAAGAUCCGGCGCCGGGUUGGUGGAAAUUGCAGGGCAAAACCCCGGAUAAACUGGCUGUAUUUGGCGAGAUUGAUGUGCGGAUUGAUGGCGUCGGCGCAACGGUUGUGCCCACUGACGAAAGUCGCGCAACUAUCACCCUGUUUGAUGCUGGGGAGCGUAUAUCGCUGCCGAGUUUUUUGGAUCUGCUGGAAGUAAGCGCCUGGGUGCAUUCGGGAACUGAGCGAAGUCCAUUGCCUGUUGAGCGGGUUGAGUCAGAAUACAUCGCGCAUUUUGUGACGCUAGAUGAUGGCUUUCACGAGCUCGAGGUUGAAAUCGUUGCGCCAACCUUCAAACGACAGUUUUUUACGCCCUUUACAGUGGCGAACCCGAUGUUGGUUGAUAUCCUUGCUGAUGAAAAAGGUCAGCCGAUUGCCUGGUUUCAGUUUUCCCACCCGAAAGUAGAUUACGCAACGCUGAAAGCCACAGGGAUGGUGCGUAAACCGCCCCAAAUUGCCUCGCUUAUACCCGGUCAGGCCCUUCCUGCGGGCGUCUGGCGGAUUCCCUUGGAUCAGAACGACGGUAUUGUUGAGGUGUCAUUUUCCGCAGCGGGUAAUUACCUCGAUGGCAGCGGUCUAUUUAUCAAAACCAAACCACAUGCCAUCAGUUUACCGCUGAUACCUGGCGAACGGCUGCGGUUGCGUUACGAUGCCCAGGGCAGAAUGAUUGAAUUGCCAAUUGAUCCCCCAUUGUCACCUGUUGAAGCCCCUGUAUCGGAGGCUUCAGCCGUGGUCGCCGCGCAAGUCAGUGUCCCGGCUGCGGAAUUAGAGCCAACUGCUCAGACUGACCCUGAACUACCCCUUAUCCCACUGUGGUUUGUGGCCUUGAUCAGCCUGUUGAACUUUGUUUUGGCCGGCGGCAUCUGGUGGCUGAACAAACCCAAACCGCUCGAGCUGGCCAUCGACUGA
This is a messenger RNA of Symbiodinium pilosum, 2154 nucleotides long. Lineage: Eukaryota; Dinophyceae; Suessiales; Symbiodiniaceae. The record is from the annotation of a GenBank genome assembly.